Molecule: messenger RNA, 1427 nt
Organism: Psylliodes chrysocephalus
Lineage: Eukaryota; Metazoa; Arthropoda; Insecta; Coleoptera; Chrysomelidae
Source: the annotation of a GenBank genome assembly
CUGACCACAUAUUUUGCAGUGUCCUCUUUUCAAGAAAAUUGGAUUAGGUCCUUUUUAAUUUCUAUGUACCUAUUUACUAGUAAUUCCAGAGUCUUUAAACUUGUAAUGUGAAUGAUCUCUUAAAAUUUAUGUUUGACAUACCAACACCAACUUUUAAAGGGAUUUCAAUUGUAAAAAGAACAACCUUGGUAUUACUUGAAUUGCUCAUAUUCGAUCACAGUAUCAUAAACUGUUUAAACUUCAUGUAUGGUUUUAUUUUCUAGAAAGGAAAUAUAUGAAAUUUUUCAUGACGGACAAAAAUUUGGCGCUAAAGAAGUUACAAGACAUGAAACUGGUGGAAAUGUAGUUAUGAACUGCUGUGUAUUUAAUGACAAAAAAAAUUCCUAUUUGGUAGCUGGUCAAGAAAGUCACUGUCAAUUAUAUAAAGUUAACACAAAAUUAGUAGAACAAGUUAAAGUGGAGAACAUUGGAAAUGAUAUACAUAUUAAACAAAGAAAUACAAAUUUAAAACCUAAAGAACAAGUAGAUAAUAAUAAAAAUGUUAAAAAAGAAUUAUACUAUACUCUUAAUCCUAUGGACAGUGUACAGACAGAUUUUAAUGGUUCUGAACCAUUAUCUAGAGUAGUUAGAAUUAAUUAUGAUGGAAAAGUAUUAGCAACUGGAGGCACUGAUGGCGAUGUAAGACUGUGGAAGUUUCCCAGUUUACAACCCCUCUUCAUUCUAAAAGGCCAUAAGAAAGAAAUAGAUGAUGUAGACUUUAGUAGACAUGACAAUUAUGUUAUUUCAAUUGCUAAAGAUGGUUUAGGAAUAUUGUGGGAUUGUAAAACGGGAAAUGAAAGAUCAAAACUGACAUGGAAACAUCCAGAAGGAUCAAAGUAUCUGUAUAAAAGAUGUAGGUUUGGUGUUAUUGAAGAACAAAAAAAUAAAUCAGCAUUAUAUAUGAUUGCUAACGCAGUCAAUCCUAAACACAAGUCUUUCCUUCAACAAUGGAUACCUGAGGAGAAUGACUUGAAAAAAUAUUCAGAAUUUGAUGAAACUCUUGCAACCUUGGCAGUGCGAGAUGAUGGCAGAUUUGUUGCAGUUGGUACCAUGUUUAGUGGAUCUAUUUCUAUCCAUGUUGCCUUUAGUUUACAGAAAAUAUUAACUGUUGCUGGUGCUCAUUCCAUGUUUGUGACUGGUCUUGAAUUCCUAUCGAGUAUAAAUACGAAUCAUUCCAUAAGUAGCGUAGCGGAGGCUGCCGUACUAUCAAUUUCUGUAGAUAAUCGAUUGUGCAUACACACAGUGCCGUACAGACGGACUAUACCACUGUGGAUUGGAAUUAUGUUAUUAGUUCUUACAUUAUUUCUUACUUUUCUGUUAUGUGCAUACCUAGGUUUGUGAUAUUAAUUUAUUAUAAAAAUAAAUUUAAAGUUGACUUUUUUAUAUAA